Beta vulgaris subsp. vulgaris (sugar beet) is the source of this 516-nucleotide messenger RNA. Its product is annotated as ras-related protein RAB1BV-like. The transcript has 3 exons. The record is from RefSeq and is a predicted model, not a curated record. NCBI's taxonomy places the organism in Eukaryota, Viridiplantae, Streptophyta, Magnoliopsida, Caryophyllales, Amaranthaceae. Bases 134 to 409 code for a protein of 91 amino acids. Gene Ontology annotation, molecular function: GTP binding; GTPase activity. Gene Ontology annotation, biological process: protein secretion; regulation of exocytosis. Gene Ontology annotation, cellular component: plasma membrane.
CAGACAUACCCUAGACUGAUACUGGUAUCAUCAUUUGUAACCUUCUCUAACAGGCCUUCUGGAGCCUUAUCAGGUUUUGUGAUAACAGCAAGAGUCAAUUUCAUCUUUUUAGAGGUCGAAGAACAUCAUUUCCAUGGCUGCUCCACCUGCUAGGGCUAGGGCAGAUUACGAUUAUCUCAUUAAACUUCUCUUGAUCGGUGAUAGCGGUGUGGGUAAGAGUUGCCUUCUGCUGCGUUUUUCUGAUGGAUCUUUCACUACAAGUUUCAUAACAACUAUUGGUUGUCCACGAACUGGAACCCGGGUGAUCCCAGGGAGAUCAACCAUGGUUAAGUCAGGAACACCAUGUUUCUUCACUAAAAGUGUUAUUGGAGUAUUCGAUAUACCCUUGGCUUUUUCUGCAAUUUCCUGAGUUGCUCAGUUGAUUGCUUGAGAAACACGGGCUUCGUCUAUCUACAAGAUUUUACCCAUGACUCAAGGGAUAGUUGUGGGUUCGGUUCCGAAUGGUCCUGCAAUCAU